Messenger RNA from Microcebus murinus (gray mouse lemur), 3255 nucleotides. RefSeq names its product gap junction protein alpha 5 (gene GJA5). NCBI's taxonomy places the organism in Eukaryota, Metazoa, Chordata, Mammalia, Primates, Cheirogaleidae. Gene Ontology annotation, biological process: atrial cardiac muscle cell to AV node cell communication by electrical coupling; cell-cell signaling; heart development. Gene Ontology annotation, cellular component: connexin complex. Gene Ontology annotation, molecular function: gap junction channel activity involved in atrial cardiac muscle cell-AV node cell electrical coupling. The record is from RefSeq and is a predicted model, not a curated record.
AGAAAGAGUAGGAAGAAGUGGGAGGAGGGAGGGUGACAGACACAGAUUAAAAAGAGGGUGGAAGAGGAACAACUGACAGGCUCAAGAGCAAAGAACAGUGGGCAGUUGGAGAAGAGGCAGCCAGAGCGGGGAGAAGCCAACGGAAGUUCCAGGGAGGAGGAACAGACACAGCAGUUUUGGCAUCUGUCUCCUGGCUGAGCCACGAUGGGCGACUGGAGCUUCCUGGGAGAGUUCCUGGAGGAAGUGCACAAGCAUUCCACGGUGAUUGGCAAGGUCUGGCUCACUGUCCUCUUCAUAUUCCGCAUGCUCGUGCUGGGCACGGCUGCUGAGUCUUCCUGGGGGGAUGAGCAGGCUGACUUCCAGUGUGAUACAAUACAGCCCGGCUGCGAGAAUGUCUGCUAUGACCAAGCCUUCCCCAUCUCCCACAUCCGCUACUGGGUGCUGCAGAUCAUCUUCGUGUCCACGCCCUCCCUGGUGUACAUGGGCCACGCCAUGCACACAGUGCGCAUGCAGGAGAAACGGAAGCUACGUGAGGCUGAGAAGGCCAAAGAUGUCCAGGGUGCUGGCUCUUACGAGUACCCGGUGGGAAAGGCAGAGCUGUCCUGCUGGGAGGAAGGGAAUGGAAAGAUUGUCCUCCAGGGCACUCUGCUCAACACCUAUGUCUGCAGCAUCCUAAUCCGCACCACCAUGGAGGUGGCCUUCAUUGUGGGCCAGUAUCUCCUCUACGGGAUCUUCCUGAACACCCUGCAUGUCUGCCGUAGGAGUCCCUGUCCCCACCCAGUCAACUGUUAUGUGUCCCGGCCCACGGAGAAGAAUGUCUUCAUUGUUUUCAUGCUGGCUGUGGCUGGACUGUCCCUCUUCCUUAGCCUUGCUGAACUCUACCACUUGGGGUGGAAGAAGAUCAGACAGAGAUUUGCCAAGUCACGACAGGGCAUGGCUGAGUGCCAGCUUCCUGGUCCCUCUGCAGGCAUGGUCCAGAGCUGCACACCACCCCCUGACUUCAACCGGUGCCUGCAGAAUGGCCCCGGGGGAAAAUUCUUCAAUCCCUUCAGUAACAACAUGGCCUCCCAGCAGAACACAGACAACCUGGCCACCGAGCAAGUGCGAGGCCAGGAGCAGAUUCCUGGGGAGGGCUUCAUCCACAUUCACUACGGCCAGAAGCCUGAGGUGCCCAAUGGAGCCUCACCAGGUCACUGCCUCCCCCAUGGCUACCACAGUGACAAGCGUCGUCUUAGCAAGGCUAGCAGCAAGGCCAGGUCAGAUGACCUAUCAGUGUGACCCUUCAGCACUGGAAGCUCAGAGAGGGAAAGUGUGUCCCCUCUGACCCCAUGCUUUCUCAUUGUCAUCACUGCUCUGCUCCUUUUGGGCCCCUGGUCUCAAGAGCAUUGCUCAUUAAUUCCAGAUAGUAUAAUGAGGGCUCUUUGAGUAAGUCAGAGACAUGGCUACCCACUCAGGCUGCUGUCCCCUCCCCAUCCUCUACCCAGUGUACGCAGUGAAGCCUUUCAGAUUACUCAUUGAAUAGGGUAGAGUAAGGGAAGGGAACCAUGGUAAAACCAGGGAGCCUGGAAGAGAGAGCCAGAGGGAUAGAAUGACUCUACAUACCAGCAACAAACCAGAUGGGUUCUCCAAGUUUCUGUCUUCCUUGAUCUGAUCACCGUCCCUCCCCCGAGGAAGAGCCCCAGAUUCCCAGCCUAUAGAGAGCACAAAUCAAGGAACUUGCAUUAGAUGUGGUCUUGAAUUGGUUGUCUGUAUGGGCUGUUCCUUGGAAUGGUGGUGAUGUGGCCCCAGGCUGCCCUUGACUGCCCCUUCCUCUGCUCAUUCUGAAAAAGGAAUCUUGACCAACAGCCUCCACUUUACAAGUGCCUUGGUAUGCACCUCUGGCAAAUGUCUCACCUUGGUAAUAUUGUAGCCUUUUCUUCUGCCAGGGUGUACACCCAGUCCAUGGAGAUGUCAGCUCCUCUAGGGAGUCACUGUACACACAGACUUCAGUGGAAUUCCUGCCACCACCUGUCAUCCUGUGCCUCCUUUACAGUUCAAUCUGAUGAUAGAAACCAUCCCUUCCCUUCCUCCCUUGGCUGUACACCCAAUGCUCCUCUAAAGACCUUAUCUACAGGAAUGCCCAAGAAGCCGUCGUCCUCUCUCAGAUCCUGACCAGAUCACCAGCCACUGAGGCCAGCGGAAUUUCCCCUGGUCUUAUUAAGACAGGGAGGGCAUUGUGCUUCUCAGGUUCCCCUUGGGAAAAAUAAUUCUGCUGUGAAGAUGAAAAUAAAAAAGGAGAGAAAACACUGGAAAACUAUUUUCCCCUCCUAUUUAUUUCCCUUGCUGACUGCCAACUUAAGAGUGCCAAGAGGAGGUGUGAUGACAGCUAUGGAGCCCCCAGAUCUCUCUUUCUUUGGAGGCUGUAGCAGGGGCAUGAAAUAUUAGGGGAAUCUCCAGCUCUCUUGGCAGGCCCUUAUUUAAAGAACACAGAGAUUCCUAUGUCUCCCUGAUGCCUCCAAUAAGACUGCCAAGUAGGGGCUUCAGAAAACCCCUGCCUUCCCCAGGGACUGGCCUGGUUUCCCUAUUCACUGGAUCUACAAUGGGUGGCUGCCAUUUUGGAUGAAGGUAAAGGAUGCUCAGAAUUGGAUACUGAGACAGAGAGAUGAUUACUUUUUAAAAAAUGCAUGCAUGCGUGUAUGUGUGUGUGUGUGUGUGUGUGUGUGUGUGUGUGUGUUGAUAGGAUGGGUGAAGGAGAGGAGAGUCCUGAAAUCAGGACAAGAACCACAGAGAAACUAUGUCUUCUUGCCCUCCUCUCCUGUUGCCUGGCAGAGGGGCUGAGCCUUACUGUCUUGGUGUUAUCAGCCUAAAUGGAUAGGCAUGAGGGGUCAGGACAAAAGAGGGUGAAAGCCCAGAAGGAGCCUCAGCCUGUUCCCCACCUGCCCAUCUUGGAGCCCCUCUGCUGAUAUUUUGAUGUCAUUGGUGGGUGGAACGUAGGAUGAGAGUAGAUAAGUGGAGGAAAGUGACUGGGAUCCCAUUUAGGGAAGAACUACUGGUCAUCUCAGAUCCCUGGGUGGGGUGGAGGAGAUAACUUUUACCUAUUGGUUGGCACUGACAUUAAGAUUCUCUCUCCUUUUAUCUCUGAAAUGUUUUUGUUUAUGAAAUGAGUGUUUUUGAAUCAGAAAUUCUAUGAAAGCAAUCCUUGAUGGUGAGGCUUUCAGGAAGGAAAAAGCAAGUAAUACGUGUAAUUUGUCUUAAUAAAAUCUGUCCCUACAUCUA